UUCUUCUUUCAUUGGUUUGUUCUUCCACAUUUGUUUCUUCUUCCACUUGUUCUUAUACAAUAAUCGGAACCCGAAAGGAAACUUCAUAGAAUCAACUACGAAACCCUAAACUAUUGACAUCUUCAUAUAUUCACCUUUUAAUCACCUCCAAUCGUUCACGUGUAAACACAGCUCAACCAAAAAAAAAAAGAUGAAUCCAAAUCAUGUUAUUACAAUAGAACAAGAGGUGAAAUUCAUGAACACCCAAAUGAAAAAACCACCAAAAUUACUACACAAGUCAGCUGGAAAUGACUCAUGUUGCAUAUUCAGAGUCCCCCAGAGUCUUUUCGAGAUCAACAGGGAAGCAUAUCAACCUCGAAUCGUCUCAAUCGGCCCAUACCACCAUGGAAACAAGCACCUUGAGAUGAUCGAAGAACAUAAAUGGAGGUACCUGGAUGAUUUGAUCCAAAGAACAGGUAAGUCAAUUGGAUAUUUCAUGACAAUCAUAGUGUCAAUGCAGGAUCGAAUCCGACAAAGCUACUCAGAAUCUCUUGAUCACUUUUCCGCCAAUGAUCUUGCUAAAAUGAUGGUGCUUGAUGGGUUUUUCUUGAUUGAAUUGUUCAGAAAAGUUGGAAAGUUGGUUGAGACUGAUACAGAUGAUCCAAUUUUCAGAAUGGUUUGGGUGUCUCCAUUUUUGAUGAGAGAUCUUUUGAAAAUCGAGAACCAAAUCCCAUUUGUUGUUCUCCAAAAGUUGUUUGAUGUAUCUAAAGAUGGGUCUAAACCCGAUGAUCGCACACUUUCAACUUUAAUCCUUGAGUUUUUCAAUUACACAGUUGAUAGAAAAAAAGAGAUAUUAAAUGAACACAAGAAUACCGAAGGGAAACAUUUACUAGAUUUUUUCCGAAAAAGUUUCAUAAACCCUAAAGAACAAAACCCAGUUCCCACCUUUGACAUAUCCAAAAACUCUUCCCAAAAACUUAUCCAAACCCCGACCAAACUCAAGAUCAAUAACUCUUACCUUAAACUUAUCCCCCCAGCGAACAAACUCAAGAUCGUUGGAGUUACGUUUAAGGCAAGUCAUGAACCCGAUAGCUUCUUGGACAUUGAGUUCCGAAAUGGUGUUCUUUCGAUUCCUCAAAUAAACAUGGACGAUUUUUACAGUUCGUUCUUUUUGAACUGUAUUGCUUUCGAGCUGUGUUAUUUUCAUUGCUCCAAACAUAUUACAACUUACGUUGUGUUCAUGGGAUGUCUAAUGAACACUUCAACUGACGUGGGUGUGCUUUCGGAAGACAAAAUUAUUGAGAAUUAUUUUGGAACGGAUAAAGAGCUAGCGAAAUUUUUCAAAAGUGUUGGAAAAGAUGUAGCUUUUAAUAUAAAAGAUAAUUACUUGACAGGUUUGUUUGUGGAAGUAAAUGAGUAUUGCGAGAAUGGGUGGCAUGUGCAUUUGGCUGGGUUUAAGCAUACGUAUUUUGAGAGCCCAUGGGCUGCAGUUUCAGCUUUCGCGGCCUUUUUGUUGCUUUGUUUUGCGGGUUUGCAAACAUUUUAUACUGUCUAUCAGUAUUAUAAAGCUAAGAAAGGGUAGAGACGGGUGGUUCGAGGGUGGUGUGAAGAUGGCGAUUGAUUGGUGGAUAAUGUUGUAGUUUUAAUAUUGAACUUAUAUUUGUAAUAAAUUCAUCGUAUAUGUGUUGGUUUCAACAUAUUUUCUAUAGGUUGUAAGUUUCAAAGGCAUGUUUGUAUAUGGCAUUCUUGCUACGUUUAAUGGUAUUUACAUGCUAUAUUUAUGUGUA
Messenger RNA from Lactuca sativa (garden lettuce), 1766 nucleotides. RefSeq names its product UPF0481 protein At3g47200. Lineage: Eukaryota; Viridiplantae; Streptophyta; Magnoliopsida; Asterales; Asteraceae. The record is from RefSeq and is a predicted model, not a curated record.